Molecule: messenger RNA, 1002 nt
Organism: Camelina sativa (false flax)
Lineage: Eukaryota; Viridiplantae; Streptophyta; Magnoliopsida; Brassicales; Brassicaceae
Source: RefSeq, a predicted model, not a curated record
AUGAAAUCAAUCUUCAGCGGCUUCCAUUACGAUUCCAGCUCAGAUGAGGAGCUUCACAUGCCACCAUCAUUGUUACCACCACCAACUCAUCGUGUUCCGAUUGAUCCUACCACGGUGAUGGUAGUCUAUGAGCCUCAUGCUAAGUCGACUACUCAACUUCCUGCUCCGGAGAAUUCCACAUCCACACCCUCAUUUACAGAUGAGGACGACGAAAUCUGUGACUCUUCGUCUUCUCCGCCAAAGAAGGUACCGGUUCAAUUCCCGGUUGUUGAUCUCACUGGUGAUGUUCCCAAGACUGUUCUGGCGAAUCAGGGAAUCUCCUCCCGUCUGUGCAAGAGACAUGAAACUGCUGAUACCGACAGCCGUGACGCCAAGCGUCCGACUCUCGCCAGAGAUAAGGGUGUUUCCUCUUCUCGCAGCACCUCUUCCAAGGAGUUUGACUCUAAAUGGUUCGUCUCCUCUGAUGCUGCCCGUCGGGAGCUGAUUGAUCAAGCCGGCCUGUUGAAGACCGUUACUCAAGUCGGAGCUUAUGAUUCCGAUGUGGUCUAUGAAUUCUGGGCAAAUCUACCAGCGGCUAAGGUAGAGAGAGAGUCGGUUGAUGUUCUUGUCAGAGACUGGAUGUAUGAGUUUUCCCCAAGUCGCAUCAACGCCUUGUUUGGUCUACAAUCGGUUGAUGUGCGUGAACAACGACUGCAGACAGCUGCCAUUUUGGAGGAGGACAUGGCUCUAUUCCUAUCUGGUGGUACGGUCAAGUCCUGCAAGCAGCUGGUGUCGACGGCAAUCAAGAAUCAGGUUAUCAAGGACUUGCAUAAGAUAUGCUGCAGCAACUGGUCUCCAACGGUGAACACUGGCUAUAUCUCGACGAACAGAGCAAUGGUGAUCUACAUGAUCAUGCAUCACAUUCCGUUCAACUUUGGGAGGAUGAUCUAUGAUCAAAUCAUUCAGCUGGGUCUGCAAGCCCAAUCUGAUUUCCGGUUGUCGUUCCCCAGCCUCAUCUAUUAG